UUCCCAUCAUAAAGACCGCAGGGAUGUCUCUUGGCUUCUUCAAUGGUCCAGCUCUGUUUCUCUUUUGGCUAACAAAGCAUGCAGUGGACUCAGUCCAGUUGUCGGCUCCAGAGGUGGUAACAGGAGCAUACGGGGCAUCUGUGACUGUCUCUUGUCAGUACGAUCUUCAGUUCAAAGAAUACACAAAGUACUGGUGCAAAGGACCAGUCUAUGAGCUGUGUAGCAAAGUGGUGACAACAGCCUGGGGGCAACAUAGUGAGAGAAGCUCUAUCGCAGAUGAUAAGGAUGCAGGAGUCUUCAUUGUGACUAUGACUUCUCUCAAAGAAAGUGAUCAGGAGAUGUACUGGUGUGUCAUCGGCAGACUUGGAAGGAACAUCUACACUGGUGUCAGGCUCCGUGUCUCCCACACAGUGAUAACCUCAACAGCCACUCCAUUACUGAUACUGGAACAAGAUGAAAUAAGUUGGUGGGCAACGCUGCGUUGGAUCCUCUUUAUUUUAAUGUUGUGUUGUUUGGCAUCAACACACUUGGCUGUGUGGAGGACAACGGCUACGAGGAAAAUACAGCUGCAACAACUAUUUCAACUCAAACAUCUAUGAUUGAAAGUCACGGGUGAAUUAUAAACUGAUUUAUACUGGGGCUACAAAACGAUUCUUCCAGUGGACAUUCUGUCUGUGUGUGAAUUAUACUAAGAAAUAACCCAAGUGAAAAAGUGGCUUUUGGCCUUUUUUUUCUUGGUAUCUAAAUAAUUAAAUACUGAUUAAUUUCUGUGCCAGAGCGUAAGAUAACUUUGGGCCCAACUUUUGAAUAUCCAAUCAUCUUAAAAAUUAGCACCUCUGGAGAAGUGAGGCUCUUGGCUUUCAUCUAAUUUAUUUGCAGAUGUUAUAUGGACCGUCAUAGAGGUUGACUUUUUACAUUUAACCACAAGUUUCUAGGGGUUUUAUAAAAAUCUGAAAGUAAUGCUGGAAAAAAAAUACCUUCAUGCAUAAAGAGACAAAAGUUGAAUGGUAGUGAUUUCCCACUCAUUUUUUUGUUAAUCUAAGAAAGGAUUACAGAGGUAGAUACAAUUUCUUUAGCUAGGAUUAUGGGAUACCUACAGCUGACAUGGUAUUUUUCUGUUCAUGCAAACUGGGAUUUCUUGUUACAAUCUGUCACAGUCCAGUCCUUAAACUGGGAAAAAAAACAGGAGGCAUACAGGUAUAGUAACUAAUAAAGUAAUUAAUUUACUACAAAAUAAUCAAAACAAGUACAACAAAUAGAUGGCAGGAAGCUAUAAUGUCAGUAGGGUAGGGAGAGGAUGAGCAAAAAUGUGUUGCAUGGAAUGUUGUGCUGUAACAACAAGGAACAGAACCCAAAGGCCACAAAACAGAGGUGCUUGAGGUGAGAAAAUCUUGGCAAGGACACCUGGCUCAGGUGUGACCCAUGCCACGGAUUACCCUCCAACAGCUCUGCAGCCCUAAAGACAGAAAGCAAAGCAACAGAAAAGCACACCAAGCAGAGGGGCUGUCCCAAAUCAAAGCUUAAUUAUAGUCAAAUUCAACCGAAAAUGUGACAUAUCAAAUUCUCUAAAAGAGGCGGUGGUUGGGGUGGCCUACAGCUCACCUUGUAGAGCGCGCGCCCCAUGUAGGCUCAGUCCUUGCCAGCGGCCCAGACUCGAAACCAACCUGAGGCCCUUUGCUGCAUGUCGUACCCCCUCUCUCUCCCAUUUUCUGUCUCUCUUCAGCUGAUCUGAAUAGAGGGAAAACCCUAAUAAAAACAUCUUCUAUCAGCGUGGAAGAGGCAGUGGUGAUUUGUGAUAUUUGCCAAGCAGAUUUUAUUACCCUGCUGGUUGUAGCUGCACGAUGUUGGACGCUUAUGUCUGCUGCUUUUAGAGAACAGCAUGUAUUAACAGUUUUAUUAGCCACACCUGUACAAUGCAAUAAACCCUGGGUUAAACCGUAUUCCUGUGAAGCAUGUAAUGUUCAGUUUGUAUGUGCCAGAGAGGUACUAAAGUAUUUAGUCUGUAAAGGUGCUGUAUUGGAUUGCUUUAUAGGCUGUUUUUGAUAUUCUGUCUCCUCCUUAGGGUGGACAAAACAUUCUAAACAACUUUGAGGUCUUUUUCCCAGCAGACACUUUGAUUUGUCAUAGCAGGAUUGGCACAGGUGUUUCACAACAGGGUCAUAGCAGCAACCAUGGCUCCAUUAUAUUCAAGUGCCCCAGUAAGCCAUGAUAGUGUGACAGUGAGCCCGCAUUCACAAUACCAGGGCCCUUAAACUGUAGCUUAAUGGAAUUCAGCCAUCAUUAAUUUUAUUAGCUGCACCUGUGACAUGUAAAAAGGGCUUCCAUAAAAAGGCCUACAGCAAGGUAGCUGUGAACUCAAAAUAUAUUACAGGAUUGAGUCAACUUGCAAACAACAAAAGAGCAUUUGAGUAAUGUAGUAUUUAUUUCAGGUCUAUUGUACUGUAUUCUACAGGUUUUCAUUUAAUUUUUUCUGAAUGCUUGAAACCAGCUCAGCUAUAUAAAUCAAUAUAAAUGCAUGACAAAAAAACAAACAUGUUUGAUACUCAAAUCACUUAAUUUCUCUGUCAAAUAGACAUCUAUCAAUGGUGUAUAACGAUGUAGUCUGGAAGAGGUAGAGCUCAGUUUCAGGUGAGGAUGCAAGGUGCGAGGGAUAGAAUGAGUAGCCUCGUGAGACCGUCCUGAUCUCGCGAGCUCCAGUUUUCCACUCGCAGAUCAGUCUGGCAUCUUGAG
This is a messenger RNA of Perca flavescens (yellow perch), 2730 nucleotides long. Its product is annotated as CMRF35-like molecule 3. The transcript has 4 exons. Lineage: Eukaryota; Metazoa; Chordata; Actinopteri; Perciformes; Percidae. Gene Ontology annotation, cellular component: plasma membrane. The coding region runs from base 24 to 599 and encodes 191 amino acids. The record is from RefSeq and is a predicted model, not a curated record. Gene Ontology annotation, molecular function: transmembrane signaling receptor activity.